Messenger RNA from Daphnia magna, 9386 nucleotides. RefSeq names its product unconventional myosin-IXb. Gene Ontology annotation, molecular function: GTPase activator activity; ATP binding; microfilament motor activity. Gene Ontology annotation, cellular component: myosin complex. The coding region runs from base 721 to 8043 and encodes 2440 amino acids. Gene Ontology annotation, biological process: intracellular signal transduction. Lineage: Eukaryota; Metazoa; Arthropoda; Branchiopoda; Diplostraca; Daphniidae. The record is from RefSeq and is a predicted model, not a curated record. The transcript is spliced from 21 exons.
GAAGAAUUUCUUAGUGCGGGACGAGCCUCUGGGCCGGACGCAGCCAUUUACCCGUGCGUGUGGCGUACUGUAAUAGUUGAUGGUUGCAGGCCGAUUGGGAAAGAAUCUGAUGAAGACUACUGGCGUGUGUGUGUGUUUGGGGGAGGGGGGUGUAAUGCGCUAUCUUGUGAAUCGUUUCUAUCGUUACGGAUGUAAACUUUCCGUGCGGCUAACGUAAGAAGUGAUUUUUUGAAUUGAGUGGAUUUUCUUUUUUGUACGCAUUUUCUCCGGUGUGUAUUGUAUCGUCGGUGGUGGGCUAAACAACAGGAACACGUACUACUACCACCACUACGACGUUCCUAUUCGUCGACUCGAGAGGCAGAAAAGAUAAAGCGGGCUAAAAAUAAUCCACAUUGCCGGAAUAGUAUCGACCCCCUCUUGUCCUCUUUGUGCCUGCGACGAGGGACGAGGAAUAUCAAAAGACAAUUGGAUGUUUAAACUCAAAGUCACAGAUUCGGGGUCGACCCUGAUGCCGUGCAUUAAAUAAGUCUUGGUCAACAACAUCCCGUCUGCUCAUUUCACGUUUUCGAUAGUGACGCUACGUUUGAAACGAACCGGACUCUAGUCGCCGGAUCGUCUUUCAAUCGGUUAAACCGAACUGAGAGAGCUGGAUUUAUGCGGCUGGAAUCUGUGGGCGCGUGAUGAAGUUACGUCACCAUCGCCGCCAUCAUCAUCAACAUCAUGGAACCAGAAUCGCGAUACAUUGUACAGGUGUUUGUGGGUGCCUUGUCACCCGAAUUCGAGGCGCUUUCCAUCGAAGCCCUCAAAGGUACGACGGCCGACGAGAUGGUGUGCUGCAUCGUCGACAAGUUGCAGCUUCCCUUGCCCGUCGAGUCUUAUGAGCUGGCCGAAGUGGUGGGCAAUGCCAUCGGCCAGGAAUGCAAGGAAAGGAGACUGGCAUCUCAGGAACUGCCUGUCGCCCUUAUGCUUCUCUGGCCAAAAGUGUCGUCGCCCGCCCAGGAGACAGCCUCCGCUCUGGCCGCUUUGGCUGCCCACCGAAAGCUUCUGCAGCGCUCCGUGUCCAGGACGAGUGAAACCCGUCCAAUCGAAAGAGCCGAUGCGGAUGAAUCGCAACAGUCGGAAUAUCGAUUUUACCUGCGCGAGAAACUCAACGACACGCUCUGGUCGGAAGCGCUCAACGCGGACCCUCAAGUGAUCCGAGACUACUUUUAUCGCUUCUUGUACCAGCCGCGGGAUCGUGAAUACCCCGACCUGUGCCAGUUGCCCGACUUGAACGAAGAGACUUUGAUGGACAACCUUCGCGCCCGUUUUCAGGCCGGCCACAUCUACACCUAUGUCGGGUCGAUCCUCAUCGCCGUCAAUCCCUUCAAGUUUUACCCUAUUUACAAUCCGAAAUACGUCAAAUUGUAUCAAAAUCGCCGACUCGGCGAGUUGCCACCCCACAUCUUUGCCGUCGCCGACGCCGCGUACAACGCCAUGAUGCGCGAUCGAAAACCCCAAUGCAUCGUCAUCAGCGGUGAAUCCGGUUCGGGCAAAACGGAGUCGACCAACUUCCUGCUUCAUCACUUGACGGCGUUAUCGCAAAAGGGAAGCCAAGGUUGUGGCGUAGAACAGACCAUAUUGAGUGCCGGUCCCGUCCUUGAAGCUUUUGGCAACGCCAAGACAUCGCACAACAACAACUCGAGCCGCUUCGGCAAGUUUAUCCAAGUCAACUAUCGCGAGAAUGGACAAGUUCACGGGGCGCUCGUGCAAAAGUAUUUGCUGGAAAAGACAAGAAUUUGCUUUCAAGCGAAAAAUGAGAGAAAUUACCACGUCUUUUAUCACUUGCUUGUCGGGUCGUCUGCACAGGAAAAACAGGCUCUUCAUUUACUACCCCCCGAAGCUUAUAGAUACUUGAAUCAGAGCGAUUACCAUAAUCUGGAUGAAGGCGAUGAGUGUUACGAGUUGUCACGACUCAAGCAAUCGAUGGAGUUUGUGGGAUUCUGUACCGAAACCCAACGGCGAAUUUUCGCAGUCUUAUCGGCCGUCCUUCACAUUGGCAAUCUCGAGUUCCAGCCAAAGAAAUCGACCUACAAUCACGAUGAGUCUGUGACGGUUAAAAACACGGCCGUCGUGGCUACAAUUGCCCAGCUUUUGAGAGUCAAAGAGGAGAUACUGCACCAAGCGCUCAUCUCCAAACGGGCCAGAGCUUCCGGAGAAACGCUCGUCAUCAACUACCGCAUGCCGGAGGCGAUUGCAGCGCGAGACGCAAUGGCAAAGUGCCUUUAUGGCUCGCUGUUUGAUUGGAUCGUUAUGCAAUUGAAUCACGCCCUCCUUGCCAAAAAGGAUGCAGACAAAAUGCAACGUGCCUACUCGAUUGGUGUACUCGACAUUUUCGGUUUCGAAGACUUCGGUCACAUGAAUAGUUUCGAGCAAUUUUGCAUCAACUACGCCAACGAGCAUCUACAGUACUACUUUAACCAGCACGUUUUCAAGUACGAACAGGAAGAAUACAAACGCGAAGGCAUCCACUGGGUCAAUAUCCAGUUUGUUGACAACACGGGCUGUCUACAGCUUUAUGAAUCCAAGCCCAACGGACUUCUUUGCAUACUGGAUGAUCAGUGCAAUUUCCCCGGCGCCACCAACGAGACGCUGUUGCAAAAGUUCAAUUCAGUCAACAAGGAUAACGAAUACUACGAAGUGCCUCAGAAGCGCGAGGCUGCCUUCAUCGUUCGACACUACGCUGGCAAGGUCAAGUACCAGUCAAAUGAAUUCCGCGAGAAGAAUCUAGACCUGAUGAAGGCCGAUAUCGUUGCCGUACUCAAAUCGAGCCAGUAUGCGUUCGUUCGUGAAUUGGUCGGUGGCGAUCCGGUAGCUGUCUUCCGCUGGGCUAUUUUACGCGCCUUUAUUCGGGCUUACUUUGCCUUCAUAGAGUCCGGCAAACGGCAUCGCGAAACACAUGCCUCAGGUCCGGAUAGCUUGACGGGCAAGGGGAAAAUUGGCGAUAGUGGACGCAAAAAUAGAGUAUCCAAAGCACGAAGCCGGCCUUCGAAAAAUUGGCGCAAUUUGGAAACGGUUAAAACGUUAGCCGGCCGGUUAGGCCACAGUAGUUCGUCUUUGAAUUCGUCCGUAAUCGCCAGCGUUUCUUCUUCGCACGAAAGAUUGACCAUUACGCCGUCGGGUUCGACAACAGUCACAAUUUCUUCGGCCAGUAGCCACCAGUCGAUCCGAGGCGAGAGCCUCCUUGUUGUUCACAAAAACGUCAAAAAGGCACAGACGGUCGGUGCACAGUUCCAGCAUUCGCUUCAGAGCCUCAUGGUAGCCCUGAACACGGCCAAUCCGUUCUUUGUCCGUUGCAUCAAGAGCAACCGACUCAAGGGUCCCAACCAAUUCGACGAGGAAAUCGUCCUCCGUCAACUUCGUUACACGGGCAUGCUUGAAACAGUUCGCAUCCGCCAAGCUGGUUUCAACGUUCGUUUAACUUUCGAAGAAUUCAUUCACCAUUACCGAAUCCUGUUACCUCGGGGAUUGUUGAGUUCGCAAUCGGAUGUGCACGAUUUCUUGUGUCGGAUGAAUCUCAAUCCGGAACACUAUCAGAUCGGCCAUCAAAAGAUCUUUUUGCGCGAGUCGGAGAAAGCCAAACUCGAUUACCGAUUGCAUCAAGCCAUUUUGGCCAGUAUUGUCACCAUUCAGCGGUGGUUCCGCACUUGUCUGGAACGGCGUAAUUUCCUUUCCCUUCGCAGGGCCGUUGUCCGCAUCCAGUCGUAUGUUCGUAUGAUCAACGCACAACGUCAUGUCAUGAACUUGCGCGUUCGUCACAUGGCCGCCACUUUCAUCCAGAAAGUCUGGCGCGGAUAUCGAGUCCGGCAUUGGUACACGAAUCUCCGCUGUUCAGUCGUAAGUUUCCAAUGUCGGGCAAGAGGCAAUCUGGCUCGAAGGCGAUUCGAACAAAUGAAACAGCAGGGAGACGCCCAUUCCGGCAAGAGCACCGACGAAGCUUUUCUAUCCAAAGGAUCGUCGCAGGAAGAGCUGGAUAAAGAAACAAAAGAUCUUAUCGAACAACUCAGUUCGGAGGAGAGUAGCGGUAUACAGGAGGAUAGCGAGUCGGAACUGAUUUAUGCUGAGCUUGCGUCGGGAAUAUUGUCCUGCGCGCUGAAUUUCCCGCUCCAGUCGAUGGACGAAAAGCGAGAUGAUCUCAAAUCGAAAAAAGGUAAACCAUCCAUAGUCACGGCGGCAGCCAACGUGGCCGGAGUGGCUGGAUCAGUCGGCCAUUCGCCUCGUAUCGGUUCCAUCGAAGAACUGCUCCGUGGCUCUGGCGAAAGUGGCCGCACUGAAAAAAGCAGCGCCCUGCACAAAGCCAAAAAACAUUUGAAGACGCUGAUGGGCGGUGGCGCCAAACGGGAGAAGAGCGAUUCACUCCGCCAAAUGGCCGUUCAGGGUAGCGAAGAUCGCGACAGCGACUCUGAAAGUACAUUGGUCUCAGCGUCGCGAUCCACGUCGACACUCAACUCCGCCUCUGAUCUAGAGUACGACAUGAGGUAUGCGAGGGAACGCGAAGCGAGACGUGAAGAGCGGCGCAGGAUAAUCGCAGAAAGGCUGGCCAUCCGAAGCCGGGCCAACAGCAUUUCAGAUGAAUCCCAUUCGCCCACGUGCCCCAAUCCGGUGCUAUGUCGACGUUACAGUCGCGAUAUCGAAGCGGCCUCAUCGUCCAUUUACGGCUACGGUCACUCACAUGGUCACCUACACCAAAGUCAUUGCUGGACCUACAGUCACGCCGUUACCAGCCAUUUACCAAUAGCAAGGCGAGGCAGCAAAGAUGGCGGCCGAAGUGUCAGUGUGGACGGCUCUUGGAGAGGCAGUCGGGACAGUCUGCGUGAAAGAGCAGUGGGAACAGCUGCCGGAAUGACAGCAUCUCCUCUGGCAAGACGUCAAGAUAGGGACUCUAGCCAAGCAUCAGUGGCUGUGUCGGUGACGUCUUCCAACUCCUCGUCUACGGCUACUGUCCGUUCCAGUUUGAGUCAAGUCCACAAGCUGACACGGAUGAGUAAGCUAGCCAAGAACGAGGCGUGUUCACUCUGUUCCAAGACCAUGAGCUCCUUCUUCACCCACGGCUACAAAUGCACGUCGUGUCACUUGGUGUUUCACGCUAAAUGCGUCCAGCAAGGCAUGACAUCGUCGCAGGCCUUGCCACCCACAGUCCUUGAAUGCGCCCGUCCUUCGGCAAGUCCGACCCAUCCGGAUCCGGAUCCUGUCCAGAAGGGCCGCAAAGGAAGCCGUGAAACGGUGGACAGCUCUGCGGGUGUCAUUCCUUCGGCUGGCAACGAGAGUAGCAAAUGGAAUUUGACGGGCACGAGUGAAUUUACCGAUUCGACCCAAGAAGUGGUUAACGGCGGCCAACAGUUACACAGGCUGGACGAAUUUAUCGGCCGCAAAAUUCAGAACCUGGUGGACGACACGCGAGGCGACGCUGACCGCGUCUUCCUCUCGGCAUUGCGGGAACUGAGAGGUUCGCUUAUAUCGGCUUAUGGAGUUGCCUCUUGCCACGGUGGAGAAGAGGAAAAUCCGGCUAUUCGAUUAACGUACCGCGACCUCAUUGCCAAUUUUAGCAAAAUUGUCGAGUCGGUGUCGCGUGACGACACGAAAUUCCCCAAAACGCUGGUGGUUAAUGCGUUUCGCGGCUAUCUCAAUGAAUUUGUAGUUCAACAGAGGACUGACGAUAAGGAAAACAGAGCCAAAGGUGGCAAAAGGAGAAAGGAACGGUGGAAGAAACCGACGACCGACAAGAAUCAACGGGGCAGAGAGACGAAACGGGCCAAGGCUCAGGACGAUGGAUUGCUUCGAUACAUGGGCCAUGAAUUCACCACGCUUAACAGCGUCAUUACCAUCCCGACGGCCUGCGAAGUCUGCUCCUCGUUCACGUGGCUAAAGGAGAAAGGACUGGUGUGUCAGAGCUGCAAAUUCACGUGUCACAAGAAAUGUUACACCCGAAUCACCACGGCGUGUACGGCGUCAGCAGCCACACCUUCGGCUGGAGCCGGUUCCAGUGGAGCUUCAUCAAUGUCGGCAACCAUCAGCAUGUCGGGCUUGCCCAACCCAUCGACCGAGUCGCCUGGAAGCCUUUUCGGCGUCACUCUGGACAAAUUGGUUGCGUCUAGUGGCGCCGCCAGCGGCUCUCAGCAGCGUCUUCCGCCCAUCAUCGAGAGGCUCAUCUCCACCAUUGAACUGGUCGGCUUGUACACGGAAGGGCUGUACCGCAAAUCGGGCGUUUCGUCCCGGGUCCAGCAACUCAAAAAACUGUUGGAAGAGGAAUGCGCUUCCAGCAAAGAAGGGGCGGCCAGCAUAGUCGAUUUGCAAGAGCAACCCAUUCACGUCCUGACGGCCGUCCUCAAAGCCUUUCUGCGCGAAUUGCCGCAGCCGUUGUUGACCUACGAGCGUUACGACGACUUUCUACGCGCCGCCGACAUCGUUGACACUAAAGAACGCAUCUCUUCGUUGAUGGCACUCGUUCAAGAGCUGCCUCCGCAUCAUUUCGAUUUGCUGGAGCGGCUCGUUUUCCAUUUGACUCGGGUAGCCCUGAACGAGAAGUCGAACCGGAUGGGCCCCAACGCGCUAUCCAUCGUCUUCGCGCCGUGCAUCCUGCGCACGUCCAAGAUCCAGCAAGCGCAGGACUCGCUGUCGAAUGUCAGCAAGCAAACGUCAGUGGUGGAGACGAUCUUGACGGAACAGUUGCGCCGCGUCACCGAAACUCUGGCAGACAUUGACUCGCUCGAUUCCGUCUGCCUCGCUUACGUCGCCCGUCUCGGCACGUUGCGCUCGUCCAAAAUGUUCCCGUCGUCCACUGGCGUCGGAACGUGGGUGUUGCCCCAGUCGGACCCCUCAACGCCCGACGGUGCGGCUGCCGUAGCCAAAAAUCAGCACCAACGCAUCUUCCCGACCGUUUCGGCUCCGGCCUCUUCGUCCUCCUCUUCGCUGUCGUCUCUCUCGGCCCGAGACCACGUCACCGAAGAGCGCCUAAUCCAGCAGCAUUUGGAAGAGUUGCGCGAAGAGAAGGCCGCUCUGGCCGCUACGUUGCCGUCGCUCGCUCGCACCCCUAGCGACGACGAUCUUCUGUCCACAGACGGCGAUUUGGACGAUCAGGACAGUCCCAUCGGUGGCAGCGUCGAUGACCUUCCGGCCAGCAGUCAAUCACGCUCUGAUUCGCGACCAAAAGUCUUGCCAGUGUCCGGUUGUCUAUCCGUGUCCACCUCAUCCUCCUCCUCCACCUACUCAUCCUCCUCAUGUCCCAUCAAAACGGCCGCGCCAACUGAAUCAGCGCCACCACUAGCAGCAGCACCACCUGCGGCGCCGACGGCCAAUGACGAGGACGGCGCCGCUUCGUCCAUUGCCGCCAGACGGCGUUUCGACGCCAACAAAGUCGUCAUCACGAUUGGCGGUGAGCGGUCGGCCAAAGACGUGCCGCCGCUGCCGCCCAUCGCAAAGCAGCCGCUCACUCCCGACUGGGAGAAACGAUUGACGGCCGGCCGGAAGGCCAUCGAAGAGCAAGCCAGGUUGAUGCAACUGCCGCAGCCGCAUUCAAUGAAUUUAACGACCACGGUCGUGCCCGUCGUGCCCGAACAGCCGAGCCCGGCGUUGGUGAUUGUGGACGGCCGGCUGCCGCCCGUUCGCAAAAGCAAUUUACAGCGAUCGAAAAUCGUUCAAACGCUGUCCAUCCCGGCAGUUGAUUUACCGUCGACCGGUGGCAGCGCCGCAAGCGAUCCCCACCAAGGCCAGCCGAAAAGGAUCACGGCUCUGAAAGCACUUCAACGGCUCAAGUCGACGCUUUCUAGCCCGGCGCUAGUGGUCGAUCCAACAGUCGAGUCGAUCCAGCCGCAACGUCGGCACGAUUUGUUCAAUGGCGGCAAUCCAUUACUGGCCAACGGUAAAAGUGGCGCUGCUAUCAAGAAGAGCCUUGGUCGUCGACUGUCUGGCGCCCGUGUCGACGUCGACCCCCAGACUGACGGCAGCGUCAUGUCCAGUUACCAACCGCUGGAAGUCGAUCUUGACGAUGACGCCAUUAUGGUUUGAAAGAAAAAAAAUGAAAAAGAAAAAGAAAAAAGAAAAGGGAGAAGAAGAAAAAUGGUGAGGUCGUUUCAUUCCCUGUUUGAUUUCGUGUGAUUAUUCGUCCCAUUUCAAAACAAAACAAACAAAAAAAAUGGAAGAAAAAAAAAAGGAAAGUCGAGGCCAAAAAGAAGAAAACAUCCGACGUUAUUAUGCAGCGUGCAAUACUCUCUACGUCUAUCUCUUUAUACCAUCUGAAAGUCUUAUAAUCGUACAUCGCUGUCUACUUAAUCGUACGAAAAAACCUUAUCGUAUUACGGUUUCCUCUAGCGAGUGAAAUGAAACCAAAAAAAUUACUCGUUUUUGUUUAAGGGAAGGCCCGUUUACCGUCACGUUCCUAUUUCUGUUAUUCGCUACCAUUUUUUAAACAUUAAUUUAUUAUUAGUUUUCUUUUUCUUUUUUUAAAAUAUGCAAUUCAAGAGAAAAAUCGCCUUUUUUUUUUUUUGCCUUUUUCUGUCGUUUUUCUUUCAUCUGUCUCUACAUAAUAAUUAACUAUACGUAUAUACAAAUGAAAUAAUUUCAUUUUUUUUUUUGUGCUGUGUUUGUGGGGUGCCUUUGCUCAGUGCCAUGUUACUCGCUGUUGCUCUCUACCUAUAUAUCUCUCGUGUCUCCCUGUCGAGAAAGAAUCCUCUCACCUGUUUUGGAUUAUUGUAUUAUUGCGUGAUGACGGGCAGGAGAGAAUUUUGUCUUCCUUGAAACAAAAAUACGGCACUACCUAAUUGAGACGUUGCCGUUUUUGUUUUUUUUUUCUUUAUUAUUAUUUCUUUAUUUUUUUUUGCGCUUAUUCAAUGUGUGACGUGAAUGCGUGGACUAGAAAGGGUUUCAAUCGAUCUUGUACGAGAUUUUUUUGCCACAUAUUGACAUAAAAAUUAGCCACGUCGUCAUCCGCAAACAAAUGGAGAGAACUAAAUGGAUUAAAAAAAAACGAGAUUAAAAAUUUGAACGAACAAAAAAAAUUUUGAAACAGGAAAACAAAAACAAAAAAAAAAAGAAGAAACUCAUUUACACACAUAUGUAACACACGCAAUGUCAUGUCAAAUUCGAUUGUAUUUUUGUUUGUUUUUUUCUAUUUAAACUACCGUGUUUAUUUUUCUUCCUUUCUUUGUUUAUGUAUUUUCAAGGAGAAAGCAAAACCAAGUCUGUCGUUUCUGUUGUGUCACAAAGUAUGCUCGCCUCUCUACUUAUCCGCCCUCCUUGCAAAAUGAUUUCGAUUCAGUAUGUCUCUUGAUCUGUUCAUUCAAAAUUGAUAAUUUUACAACCGAGUGCCUUUCAAUAAUAAUUCAAAGACUAUAUACAUUAAUUACAUAUUC